GAGAUCUCGCCUAGCAAUCGGGCCGCCUGCCAAGUCAAGGCCUGCAGGGAUGCCGGCGAGAAAAUCAAGAAGGGCGAGCUCCGCUUGGGCGUCUGGGUUCAGUAUAGGAAUGACCCAGAGAAGGCCGGCUGGCAGUGGAGGCAUUGGUAUGUC
Messenger RNA from Parathielavia appendiculata, 153 nucleotides. RefSeq names its product zf-PARP-domain-containing protein. The annotation marks the transcript as partial. Lineage: Eukaryota; Fungi; Ascomycota; Sordariomycetes; Sordariales; Chaetomiaceae. Gene Ontology annotation, molecular function: zinc ion binding; DNA binding. The record is from RefSeq and is a predicted model, not a curated record. The transcript has a single exon.